Molecule: messenger RNA, 586 nt
Organism: Lepisosteus oculatus (spotted gar)
Lineage: Eukaryota; Metazoa; Chordata; Actinopteri; Semionotiformes; Lepisosteidae
Source: RefSeq, a predicted model, not a curated record
GGGGGCGGGGCCGCAAGCUGCCGUAUAAAAGCCCGCCUGUGCGGUUGGUCCGUCCCCAUUAUCGCUGCCGGUUGCUUGAGGGAGCUGUGGUCUCUAGUCUCAUACAAGUCCCGCAGAACCGACAGAAUGUCUGAGGAAGGAAAGCUGUUCGUCGGAGGCCUGAGCUUCGACACCAACGAGCAGGCCCUGGAAGAUGUCUUCAGCAAGUACGGGCAGAUCUCUGAAGUCGUCGUGAUUAAGGACCGGGAGACCCAGAGGUCCCGAGGCUUCGGGUUCGUCACCUUCGAGAACCCCGACGACGCCAAAGAUGCGAUGUCGGCCAUGAACGGCACGUCCGUGGACGGCAGGCAGAUCCGCGUCGACCAGGCGGGAAAGUCCUCCGGGAGCCGGCCAGGCGGCGGAUUCAGGGGCGCAGGCUCUGGGGGCCGCGGAGGCGGGUUCUUCAGGGGGGGGCGAGGGGGUUUCAGCAGAGGUGGGCGUGGUUUUUCACAAGGUGGCGGAGACCGUGGCUUCGGGGGUGGUCGCUACGAUAACAGGAGUGGAGGCUACUCGUCCGACAGAGGUUAUUACAACAGAGACAGGUGAG